Lodderomyces pseudojiufengensis is the source of this 2115-nucleotide messenger RNA. RefSeq names its product tetratricopeptide repeat protein. Gene Ontology annotation, molecular function: protein binding. The transcript has a single exon. The record is from RefSeq and is a predicted model, not a curated record. Bases 1 to 2115 code for a protein of 704 amino acids. Lineage: Eukaryota; Fungi; Ascomycota; Pichiomycetes; Serinales; Debaryomycetaceae.
AUGUCUGAUGUGGAAAGUUUGGGAAUCGACGUGCAUGUGAUCCUGUAUUUUCUAAGGCAUGGUUUCAGGCAAUACUUGAUAUACUUUCAACAAGAUUUGAAAGAAGGAUCUAGUCUUAUUUCAAUUGGAUCACACGAUCCAGCAUUUGUAAACUCAUCAUUAAGUCAAGUUAUUCAACAAUUAAAUAAUGUUGGCCUCAUUAUUAAUUCUGAUACAGGAGAAAAUCAUCUCACGUUAAUGUUAGAUAGAUGGGUAAUCAAUGCAACAGUAAAAAAGAUAGGAAGUAUAUUAACUGGAGAGAAUAUAAACUCAUUUGAAUUCCCAAACGUUCAAACAGCAGAUUUAAUUGCAAAAGUAUUACGAAAUAAGGAGUUAGAAUCAGAUACACCUGAAUGGGAUCGAGUUUAUUUUAAAGUAUUCCGAAUGUUCAAUUUAAUUUUAGAAAAAUAUCCUGAGCUUCAAUUAAUCAACAACAGCCCAAAUUUAAACAUUGCAUUAUAUUGCUCAAAUUACAUUGAUCGAAUUGCAGGUCUCAUAAAUGGGGAUUUUCAUGAUUCUUUUGUCGCGGUUAGCAAAAUAUUAAGAAAUGGGUAUGAAGGAGAAAUACCGUUAUUAUCAUUUGUAAAAAAUUUCAACUCAACAUUUUUAACCACUAUACAAUCAUUAAUAUCGGGUCUGCACAACAAAGAAAAAAUACUAAAUUCUCAAAAAUUUAAUGAAUUGAGAGAAAAAGGAAAUAACUUGAUGUCAUUUCAAUCUUUCGGUCAAGCUAUAAAGGUAUACACUGAAGCUUUAACUGUUACUCCAGAAAAUUAUACUGAGGAAGAUGCUCAAAUACUCACGAAUAGAGCAAUUGCAUUUAUAGGGCUUAAUUGUGUUCCAGAAGCUAUCGAUGAUUUAAAUGCGGCAAUUUUAGUCAAUAAAGCUUUUACACCUGCAUGGACUCAAUUGGGUUAUUGUCAUUUGUAUAUGGGCAGUGGUUUAAUGGCAUUACAAUGUUAUUUGAUUGCUCUUAAAUGUGCAACGGGAUAUAUACUUCCUCCAAAAUUCCCAAGUCAUGAUACUAAAACAGCUGAUGAAUAUAGGGAAGUGACACAACAAACUGUUUUACCACAAUUCAUUGAAAGAUUGAGUGCAGCAAUUGCCUUAACAGAAAAAAGAGCUUAUCAGCAAAGAGUUAAUGAGCUCAAGAUUAAAACCAUUGUCAGUGAAGUUCGAAAAAUUUUAGCUCAUUUAAGAGCAAAUUGUCCUGAAGGAGAUAGAGAUUAUUUUACAUAUUUGCCAGUUUAUCGAGAUUCUACCUUGAGGAAUCUUUCAGAAAGAGCUAAUGCAAGUAGACCUAAUAUAUUAACUCCUGAAGUUAGUCAGAAUAUGUUGGCUCGAAAUGGUAUGGAAACAGCUACAAUAACACAAAUAGAUACUAUUCCCCAUACGAAUGAUGCUCCCAGAGCCACAACAGCAACAACUACAGUAGAUGUCACAGCAAAUACUAAUACUGAGAAUGAAUCCAGAACUAAUGUUGUCACUGGUACUGAUGGUAAUGGAAAUCCGAUAGAUGAUAUAAGAGAAUUUAUUAAUAGAUAUGCUUUUGACAAUAGAGGUAACGAAGGUACCAGUUCCAAUAAUAAUAAUUCAACAAAUAUUGGACCUAACAGGACAUCACAAGACGAAACAGGAGGAUCAAACAACUCACGUACAACUGAAACUCAACAAAAUCCAAAUCCAAAUCCAAAUCAACGUCAAAAUCUACCCAAUGAACCUACCAAUAUUACGAGUAUGAUACCGGAAGCAAUCCUCCAAGGUUUAGGAAAUGUAUUAGGUCCAACUUUUUCAAAUACUUUUGAUCGUAUUAGGAAUUCAGGAGGUGGUUCUACUACUGCUGUAUUUGUCAAUGGAGUGGAUGUGUCACAAAAUCCGAAUCAAAAUGCUAAUCAAAACAUCAACCACAAUCGAAGCCAGAGCCAAAACCAGCCUUCAGGCGCUCAAACGAACCCAAGUACUACACAACCUUCAACAAAUCUUGAAACGACAAGCAAUCAAAAUCACUCUGAUCAUGAAACGACAAACAAUCAAAGUCAAUCAGAUCAAGAUGUUGAUAUUCAAGAUUUAGACUAA